AUGGCCCCCAGGGGACCCCGCCCCAUGUUCCUUCUGCCCCUCAUCCUGCUGGCCAUCGGGCUGGUUCUGGCCAUGGGGGAGACGCACUAUGAGAAGUUCUUAAGGCAGCAUGUCGAUUACCCAAAGAACAGUGCCCCAGACUCCAGGACCUACUGCAACCAGAUGAUGCAGCGCCGGGGCAUGACCUCAUCGGUCUGCAAGUUCACCAACACCUUUGUCCAUGCCAGUGCUGUCACCAUCAACACUGUCUGCGGCUCCGGGGGGACCUCAGCGAGUGGGGACCUGCGAAACAGCAAAGCCUCCUUCACCCUCACCACCUGCCGGCUGCAGGGGGGAUCACAGACACCGCCCUGCAACUACAAUGCAGAGACCAGCACCCAACGCAUCUUCAUCGCCUGUGAGGGGGGGCUCCCUGUGCACUAUGACAAAUCAAUAUAGCCUGGCCCCAUUGCACAGCAUGGUCAGU
This is a messenger RNA of Chelonoidis abingdonii (Abingdon island giant tortoise), 466 nucleotides long. Its product is annotated as ribonuclease-like. NCBI's taxonomy places the organism in Eukaryota, Metazoa, Chordata, Testudines, Testudinidae. Gene Ontology annotation, molecular function: RNA nuclease activity; nucleic acid binding. Gene Ontology annotation, biological process: defense response to Gram-positive bacterium. The record is from RefSeq and is a predicted model, not a curated record.